AUGAUUCUGAAGGAGCCUCAUGGCAGCAAUGACCAGCCCCCACUGGACAUUGACCUGAUGAUCAACAGGGCCAUACUGAACGAGGACGAUUUCGCCUGCUCUGCCUGCUCGUGGCUAUUCGUCAGACGCCUGUUACGAAGGGGUGGCUUAUCCUCACAGGAGCAAGGAAAGGUUGGUCUCACACCCGUCGCGCACAUUGCUUCUAAAACCGCGCAACAGGACGGUACGAGUCAGCCAGACGUGGUCUCGGCCGGAUCACAUUGUAGCAUGAACGGGCGAGCGUUGCAGAACUGGACGCAGCUCAUCCUCAGAGCUUCAACAGAUUUCAAGCUGGCCAAGAGGAUGCAGAUUCCUUCGGAUCCGGCGCUGCAGCUGCACCCGCUUUGGCUCACCAAGCAGCAGACACGACAGGCUGGCUUCGCUGCUGCCUCGAAUCUGCGACUAAACAUCUCCACUGCGCUGAAAACUGGUGAUCGGCGCACGGACGACUCGUCCUGUCUUCAGCCCUACAUCAUGAAUCCAUACGGUUCCAAACGACUGGCAUGGGGAGUCCUGGGUGUUGUGAUGAUCCUCUGGGACUUGGUGGUGAUCCCCCUCACUGUCUUUGAGCUGGGUCAGUUCGAAGGUGCUGUGGACGGGAUGGGGUACAUGACCUUCUGCUACUGGCUGCUGGAUCUUGCAGGCUCCUUCCUUGUGGGCAGCGACAUGGAGGGAACACUGGAAAUGCGACCAGGGCCUAUCGCUUCUGCGCAGACUGGAUGCAAGUUGCGGUGA
Symbiodinium natans is the source of this 774-nucleotide messenger RNA. The record is from the annotation of a GenBank genome assembly. Lineage: Eukaryota; Dinophyceae; Suessiales; Symbiodiniaceae.